GACCGUCAUGCACCGCGGCUGUACUCAGCCACGCGACAUCAACACAUCACAAUUAAGGCGCGCGGCGUGUCAAGCUCGGUCUAUGGCCGCGGGAUUUGUUUUGGGACACACGUUGGUGGCUCAUGUCCAGCGCCUUUGCCGUCUGCCAAGGGUCGUCUGAGUUGGACUGUUGUGGGGGUCUGAAUAACGUGGAUUACAGCAAGGUUGAUGUCUCAGUAAUGGCUGAUGCUCUUCAAUACCUCGACAUCACAGAGACCUCGUUCGGCGUCUCAGCGUUUGCCGUUUGCUUCAACCCCUUCUUCUGGAAUGUCGUGGCCCGUUGGGAGCACCGGACUCGCCGACUCAGCAGGCUCUUCGGAUCACCCUACAUGGCCUGCUACUCGCUGGCGUUGGUCAUCGUCCUGCUCAACAUCCUCCGUAGCCACAGCUUUGCAGCUGCGAUGAGAGCUCAGCCCAGGCUGCCACUCCUGGAGAUCCCUGAACUGUACUGGGUGGGCCUGCUGGUCCUGGCCUGUGGGUCUCUCCUCGUACUCAGCAGUUUCUGUGCGCUUGGCUUCACAGGGACCUUUCUGGGUGAUUAUUUUGGCAUCUUAAUGGAGGAGAAGGUGACCCGCUUCCCUUUCAGCCUGAUGGAAAACCCGAUGUAUUCGGGGAGCACCGCCGUCUACCUGGGACUGGCUUUAAUGAAUGCCAGCCCCACCGGAAUGAUCCUCGCCUGCCUCGUUGCUGUGACCUACAAGGUUGCCAUCUCCUUUGAAGGGCCUUUCACAGAGGAGGUCUACCAGCAGAAGAACAAAUAAGAGCCCAGGACCUCGGGACACUCAGGCGUCAUGGUGCCAACACCACAGGGCACUUGCUCCUCUACUAGGACUGAAAAGAAGAUAUCGUGUUCCUUCUGGGCUCAGAGUGCCCACGGGCAUCAAAAUAAAUGUGCACAUUGCACUUGGAGUAUCUCCUCUUCAGGAA
Molecule: messenger RNA, 966 nt
Organism: Erpetoichthys calabaricus (reedfish)
Lineage: Eukaryota; Metazoa; Chordata; Cladistia; Polypteriformes; Polypteridae
Gene: pemt
Product: phosphatidylethanolamine N-methyltransferase
Exons: 7
Coding region: 123-800 (225 amino acids)
Biological process (GO): phosphatidylcholine biosynthetic process
Molecular function (GO): phosphatidylethanolamine N-methyltransferase activity
Source: RefSeq, a predicted model, not a curated record